CCUCUUCGUCCUCCCUUUGCUUCUUCCUCCCUCUCCUCUUCGCCGUGGAUCACGGAUGGGUAUAUAUAUGGGCUCAAAGGACCCGGCCGAGUAGCUGUUGUUUACCACAGCACAGUACUCCUUCUCUGAUCCCAGCAUACACACACAAAAGACACCGAUUGAUUCCAGCAACCAGCAUAGUCCUUCAUCUGUACGACACAAACAUCGAACACCAGUAGCAGCGGAUUCCAUUGCAUUUGCAUCAUGGGUUCUUGGGUGCGCACCAUCACGACGCCCUUCAGGAAGAUGCUCAACCCGCAGCGUGACGGCAAGAAGACGCCGCGCCACCACCACCACCACCACCACCAACAACAAUCUCCUUCAGCCAUGGAGCACAGCGGCGAGAUGGAGAGGUCGCAGCUCUACGGCGAGGUGAUGGCGUGCACCUACGAGGACGUGCAGGUCAUGUGGUCCAUGCUCGACAAGGCCAGGAUCUGCAGCGCCGCCGCCUCCUGACCACUAUACACACACAUCCUCUUCAUCCAUCCGAUCCGUCCGUCCAUGGCGAGAACGAGAUCGAUCCACCAGUAUAUACAAACACAGCCAUAGCCAUUAUUCAUUGCAAAAGCAAAGCUCUUGGCGACGACGACAGUACCUUCAGUCUGCCGAGGCGGCAUGCAAGCAGUUCCAAUCCCAAGGCUUUUUUUUUCAGUUGGUUUCGUGUGGGGCGCGUGUACCAUGUUCAUGCGCAUGGUCGAGUCUGAAUCCCCGCUGCUGGCACACACAUGGAUCAUGGUGAAAGGCCGCCGGUGUGCUGUCUUGGAGAGAUUUAGUGACCCACAACAUUUUAGUUAGGUGUUGCUGCUUUUGAGGCCAUCAUGCUUUGUUUUCCUCUUUUUCUAUUUUUCGGUGUCAGAGAUGCAUGUAUUCAUCAUCCGAUGCAUGAGUUUAUAUAGAAAUUCCAGAGAUCUGAACUUUAUCUCUGUUUUGAACCUCAA
Setaria italica (foxtail millet) is the source of this 977-nucleotide messenger RNA. RefSeq lists its product as uncharacterized. The transcript is spliced from 2 exons. Bases 244 to 495 code for a protein of 83 amino acids. The record is from RefSeq and is a predicted model, not a curated record. Lineage: Eukaryota; Viridiplantae; Streptophyta; Magnoliopsida; Poales; Poaceae.